UGUCACUCAGCCCGUGUCUUUCUCUGUGUCUUUCUCUGUCUCUGUCUCUGUCUCUCUCAGGAUGGACCAGUUUCAUUAUGGAUUGAUUAUUGUCUUUCUGCUGCUGAUGGACUGUUUACACUCAGUUUACAUCACCGAAGACUCAGGUUCCCUCCAUCAGGUCCUGUCAGAGUUCAGUGUCGUGCAUCCAAUCAGGACAAAUUCAGAGGGCCGUUUCCUGUCGGCAUCAGUCUCCAUCCACCACCUGCACCACCGCAGUAAAAGACAAGCUGGCUCCACAGAGGACACGUCCACUGAUGCAACCAAUGGCGGACAGACUCGAACAGACACGCCCACAUCACAACAGUCUCCGCCCAUGCACGAGUCCCUGUCCAAUCAAACAGGACGUAGCUGGAGGGGGCGGGGUGACAGGACUGAGGAGGCGGAGCUUUUCUACAACGUGACGUUGUUCGGUCAGGAGCUCCACCUUCGUCUGCGUCCUAACGCUCAUCUCGUCGCCCCCACCGCCACCAUGGAGUGGUGGGAGGAGUCAGGAAGUAAACACUCUCAGCCAAUAGGAGACACGGACUGUUUGUACACAGGAGAGGUGUCCAACAUGGAGGACACAUCAGUCGCCAUCAGCAACUGUGACGGACUGGCGGGCUUAAUCCGGACGGGUCAUGAGGAGUUUUUCAUUGAGCCGUUGGAUCGAUGGCAGACAGGAAGAGAGGAAGAGGAGGGGGAGGAGGGAGGAAGACAGCACAUUGUUUAUCGCUCAUCAGCCAUCAUAAAGAAACAACCGUCUGCCAAUCAAACAGCCGACGACUUCAUCAGAGGUCCUCUUUUAGGUCCUCUGAUCCUGGAACAGAACAUCCUGUGGUCCGGAUCCGGAUCAGCUCGACGACGGCGCUACAUUGAAGAGGCUGAACUGUUUAACAUCGAGGUUCUGUUAGCUGUGGAUUAUUCUGUCCUUCUUUUCCACGGCCGAGACCACAUUCAGAAAUAUCUCCUGACACUCAUGAACAUCGUUAAUGAGAUCUAUCAGGAUCAUUCUCUGGGUGCCAACGUCAACAUUGUCCUGGUCAGGAUCAUCAUGUUGUCUCCAUCAAAGUCCCAGGAGCUGAUCUCUGUGGGGAACCCCCAGAAGAGUCUGGAGAAUGUCUGUGGAUGGUCGUAUCUCCAGCACAAGGAGACGAGUCAUGCCGAGCAGCACGACCACACCAUCUACCUGACCAGGCAGGAGUUCGGCCCCUCCGGCAUGCAGGGGUACGCUCCAGUUACAGGAAUGUGUCACUUGCAUCGGAGUUGCGUCCUCGUCUUUGAAGAUGGGUUUUCUUCAGCGUUUGUAGCUGCCCACGAAACAGGACACGUGUUAGGGAUGGAGCAUGACGGUGAAGCAAAUGACUGUGCUGAUGAUGUGCCGGUGGGCAGCAUCAUGUCUCCGCGGGUUCAAGCCACCUUCCAUCGAUACCACUGGUCCCGCUGCAGCUGGAGGGAGCUGCACCAGUACCUGCAUACCUACGACUGUCUCCGUGACGACCCGUUCCACCAUGAUUGGCCAGCUCAGCCUCAGUUGCCGGGGUUUCAGUACUCCAUGGACCAACAGUGUCGCUUCGACUUCGGACCAGGAUACAGCCUCUGUACUGCGUAUCCGACCCUUGACCCCUGUAAACAGCUUUGGUGCAGCGACUACCACAACCCCUUCUACUGUAAGACCAAGAAAGGUCCACCGCUGGACGGGACAAAGUGUGGACCUGGAAAGCACUGUUUUAAAGGUUUCUGCAUGAAGCUGACCCCCGACAUGCUGAGACAGGACGGCAACUGGGGAUCAUGGAGUCCUUUUGGCGGCUGCUCCAGGUCCUGCGGGGGCGGGGUCAAGUUUCGGGCCCGGCGCUGCGACAGCCCAGCUCCAGCCAACGGGGGGCGUACCUGCUUUGGAAACAACUACGAGUUUCAACUGUGCAACAAAGAAGAGUGUCCGCCGCUGACUGACUUCAGAGAGGAUCAGUGUAACGUCUGGAAUCCGUUCUUGGAACAUGAAGGACACAAACAUCACUGGCUGCCGUAUGAACACCCUGACCCUGAUGAGCGUUGUCGUCUGUUCUGUCAGUCCAAGGAGACGGCCGCCGUGGUUUCCAUGAACAGAAUGGUGCAUGAUGGGACGCCGUGUUCAUACGGCGAUGCCCACAGUGUCUGCGUCCGAGGAGAGUGUGAGGUCUUUAUUUUGUUUCAGUUUCUCAUGUUUUCUCAUGUUUCUGGCCAUCAGGUCCGUUCCCAUGGCGAGUCCAAGGUGACUGUAUCCUAUAAGUAUGUCAUCCAGGAUCGUCUCCGGUCCUCACUGGAGUCCAACCUGGUACAGGAGGAUGCCAUCUUCUACGAGUGGGCACUGAAGAAGUGGUCACACUGCUCCAAACCCUGUGGAGGAGGGAAACAGUACACGAGGUUCGGCUGCAGGAGGAAGGCGGAUGGGAAAAUGGUUCAGAGGACGUACUGCUCCAACAUCAACAAACCAAGAGCCAUCAGCCGCACCUGCAACACUGAGACCUGCAGUCCGCCACGCUGGAUGACCGGGGAGUGGGGGGACUGCAGCGCCACCUGUGGUCAGACGGGGUGGCAGCGUCGUUGGGUGAGCUGCCAGCAGACGUCCAGCAAGGGGCAGCAGCAGCGCUCAGUCAACAGCAAACUCUGUGGUGAAGACCGACCAGAAGGGAGACGAACCUGCAACCGCUUACCCUGUCCUGCUGCCUGGCGAGCUGGGCCCUGGACCCCGUGUUCAGUGUCGUGUGGAAACGGGACUCAGGAGCGUCAGGUGGCGUGUUUAAGUCCAGAGGGUUCGGCUCGAAACUGCAGCAACCCUCGACCAAUCACAACCCGCACCUGUCAUCCCCCACCUUGUAACGGCGACCAAAAGAACGCCAUCAUUCAGUGGCUGUCCAGGUCCAACCCAGACUUCCCAGCUCCAAAGAUCUCCUCCAGGCAGCGUUGCCGUGGUGACCGCUCAGUGUUUUGUCGGAUGGAGGUGUUGAGUCGGUACUGCUCCAUCGCUGGAUACCGUCAGAUGUGUUGCAAGUCCUGCAGCGAGGUGAACCUCAGCAACUCGCACAACUCCAGCAUCUCUGAUAACUCCAGCACCUCCAGCAACUUCAGCAUCUCUGACAACUCCAGCACCUCCAGCAACUUCAGCAUCUCUGAUAACUCCAGCAACUUAGACAACUUCAGCUUCUUCAGCAGCACAAUCCUGCCGACCGCCAACAGCAGUUCAUGGAGUUCAACCACAGAGGCGAUGACAUCAGCAUCCACCUCCUCCUGGUCUGACAGCAGCUACAUCACAAGUGACAUCAUCACUGACAUCAUCAGCUCGCCACAUCCCAGCUUCACUGUAACCCCGCCCCCCACCGUCAGGAGCACCACUGACUUUGUGUAUGUGGACUACGAUGAUUACGAUGAUUUUUCGUCCUACGAAGAUCCUUCUAUUUCCUCUGACACCCCUGACAUCAUCCCAACUACAACUAUGACUACGACAACUACAACUACAAGGCGUCCAAGAAAAACGGCCCCACCACAUUUAUUCAAGAGGAAAACUACCUCUCCCACAAUGCCCCCUGUUGCAGUUCCAAUAGCAACAACUGAAGGUUACAGUCCAACCCCGGCACUGAUCAGGACGUCUGCUGUCCCAGAGUUUCCCACAACACCAUCAUUUGAUCCUGAUGUCAUCAACACCACCACAUCAUCACCAAACAGAACAUCAGGGAGACGGAGCCUUCCAACAGAAACUGAACCAACAUCGUCAUCAUCUUCCUUCUUCCCGCUCUCUAAGAAGGAUAACAACUCGGUGGACGAGGUCCCAUACCGGAUUGUGGGAUUGGAUGGUGACAUCACCAGGGGGCAGCAGAACUACUUUGUGCCGCGGAUGCCGCCGGUCCGCGAGCGAACGCAAAACAAACGAAUUCAGCAGCUGCUGAAUGAGAAACGACGGAAGGAUCUUGUGAAGAGACCGAACAGGAGCAGAGAGGGCAGGACUGACAGGAAACACGCUGGAUUAUAGAAACACUUGUUGUUGUUUUUCACUUGUGAUGACGCAUGUGCAGCUUGCUCACUUUCUGCUAAUGCUAACGAACUCUUUAUGAGAAACAGACUGCAGAGCCGACAGACAAACGACUGGAGCUGAUGUUCUACCAGGUUCUCUGGAUUUUAACAGUCAUGUUUGUCAUCAUGUUUUAAACUAUCCUGAAGUCCAGACUUGAUCCUUGAUGGUUUACCUGUCUGAGACCAGAAUGUGGAAACGUCUGCUGGGUUCUUCUUCUGGUGUUCAGUUGUUUUACGUUCAUGAUGUUUGUACCAAAUUACCCUGUUUCUGAAUAAAGCAAAGUCUCAUCCA
This is a messenger RNA of Epinephelus lanceolatus (giant grouper), 4357 nucleotides long. Lineage: Eukaryota; Metazoa; Chordata; Actinopteri; Perciformes; Serranidae. The record is from RefSeq and is a predicted model, not a curated record.